Messenger RNA from Leptopilina boulardi, 2388 nucleotides. RefSeq lists its product as uncharacterized. Bases 1252 to 1989 code for a protein of 245 amino acids. The transcript is spliced from 4 exons. NCBI's taxonomy places the organism in Eukaryota, Metazoa, Arthropoda, Insecta, Hymenoptera, Figitidae. Gene Ontology annotation, molecular function: zinc ion binding; nucleic acid binding. The record is from RefSeq and is a predicted model, not a curated record.
UUUGCAAAAAUAACAAAUUUAAGAAAUACUCAUUUUGUCGCCUCCAAAACAUUUUCUCUUCUCCUGAAUUAUAAAAAUAUCGAAAAAUGGCCGUCGAGGUUUGGUUAGGUGCAUAUUUUAAAGUGACAUUCAUAGGUGCGAUUACAAAACUCAGUCAGAAAGUGGUUGAGAACCGUUUCAUGCUAUCAGCACGCUGACAGCACGGAUCUCGAAAACACCCUAUAUAAGAUAUACCGCGUAGACUGACGCCUCGUGCACUGUUAAAUAAUCAAGUAUUAUUACUGUUAAGAGACUAUUAAGUUGUGUUCAAAGAGUUCAACCAAAGUGCCUAAAAUAUAAGAGUUAAUUAAAGAGUAUUUGUGACUGUGUUUUAUUGUUCCUCAAAAAGUGUCUCCUACAGGUUAUGGGCCCAGGGCACGCUUUCCACUUCGCUUGUGAAAACUGAAACGUCCUUGGCAAAACGUCGACACAAAAGUAAAAUCGCAAAAUUUAGAAGGUCAGUAUCUUUACGAUAAUAACUAGAGAAAAACUUAGAGAUAAUAGAAUUAGAGAAAACGACAUUUAGAGAAAAUAACCUUAAAGGUUAAUUUUAGACGGACGGCAUGGUGUUCAUGUCCAAGUUUUUCUCACUUCCGGUUUACACCAACCGUAAUUCAUGUUUUUCUUUAAAUUAAAAUUAAAAGAAGAAUUAAAUUUACUGCAAAGUGAAUUUUAAGAGAAUAAACAAAAUUCUAAUUUUUCUCUAAAAGAAUAAAUUUUGAGCAUUACCACAAAAAAUUAACGAAAAUUAAUUUUCAAUAAUAGAGGUUAGAAUCGUCAAAGAGAAAUAACACUAGAAUAAAUAAAUAAAUGAAAUUUUUAUUGCGAGGUCGAUUGAUGAAUGAAACUUGCUGUGCGGUGAAUUUUGUCCGUCGACUAGGGGGCCGGUAUAAAUUUGCGGGGCUCUCGAACACGUGCAUGGCCAACCUGAAAUCUAACAGGUCUUGAAGCCGUGCUCAAAACCACAAAGUUGGAGAAAAGGUGUGUGUGUUCGUGUAGUCGCGCCGAGGAAUACAGGCUCCCGCCUCGAUUUGCGAUGGAUUGCUGUGCGUCCAUUGUGGAUCGGUGGCUAGAAAUAUUUUUCCUUAAAAUUAUCUUAUUAAAUACUUAGAGUAUACCUGGUAUUUGAAUUAUUUUAAGAAUAAAUAAAAAAAAAUUUUUUUUCUUUGAAAAUUUAAUUAAGGAAUAUAUGUUUUCAUAAACUCGCAAUAGAUGGCAGAGAAGAACACAUCACCAUUUUUUGAAUUUCAAAACAAUCCACUUGUGGGAUAUAGCUCAGAUGAUGAGUUAUCAAUUAACAACGAACGAUACAAAGAGGAAUUAGAGCAUACCGAUCCAGUUCAACCAGAUGAAGAGAAUCUCGAUGAAGUUAUAGAGAAACUUGAACGAGAUAGAGAUUCUGGAAAAGAGCAUAAAGAGGAAAAUAAAGAGAAAAACACAGGAACAAAAACUAAAGAGAUGCCGGAAAGGAAUCUUCCGAAGAUUACAAAUAAUCAACUUAUUCAAACCACAAACUUAAGUGUUAUUCAACACGAAUAUACAAAACUACGCAAAUUACAAGAGGAAUCCGUCAUCAGGAUGAGAAGUUCUCUAAAUACCUUGGAGAAAGUGCUGGUUGAGAGCAACCAAAUGCUCGCUCAUAUGGUCCAGUUAUCCAACAACAAUUUAGAGGUUGAACGUCUUCGACUUAGAAGUUUAGAGUUAGAGGCCGAGAGGAAAAGUGAAAAGAAAGAGGAACCUAGAGCUCAACGAUCCAGAGUUAUUCAAAAUCUAGAGACACGUUGCCACCGAUGCAACGGAACCGGACACUGGGCAAAGGAUUGCCAUCUUAAAAACUGCGACCAGUGGUUUUGCUAUUAUUGCCAAAAAAUAGCUAACCACAAAGGCGAUGAUUGUCCCACUGUUCGCAAACAAUCAAACGACAGAUAUAGAGAUAAACGUGGAAACUAACAAGAGUAACUACAAAAGAGGAUCGUUUAAAGAGAAACUAGAGGACUGAUGUAAAGAAGAUAUUUUUUUUUAAUCACUUAUUCUUAAUCAUAAUGUUAUAUUCGUUUAAAUAUUUGUAUGUUUUAUAAAUCGACAAAGGGAGGGAGUGUGAGAAUUAAGAUUCGAACUUUGUCGAUAUCUGGCGCGAACGCCAUUUUAUAUCGAUAGUAUCGACCGUUGUCGAUACACGCCUACGUUCACGUUGUUCGACCGUGAAGCUCUCUCGACUAAGAUAUACCGCGUAGACUGACGCCUCGUGCACUGUUAAAUAAUCAAGUAUUAUUACUGUUAAGAGACUAUUAAGUUCUGUUCAAAGAGUUCAACCAAAGUGCCUAAAAUAUAAGAGUUAAUUAAAGAGUA